AAUCACGCGCGUCCCUCUGGCGCUGGAGCCAGGACCUGGCGUUGGGCAGUACUUGGACAGCGGUUCUUGAGCUCUCGCCGUUGCCGGUAGAUUGUUGCCAGUUGCCAGUUGUUUUUCGGAAAGCUGGCAGCGGCUUUUUCACCGGGUUCUGCUUGAGGCCGAGCCAAAGAGUGGCUGUGAGUCGGGAGACGGAGUGGAACACCCGGCUGGGCAGGCCCGGACAGCUCCCGCGACCCAGCACCGCAGGAUCAGACCGUGCCUCUGCGGGGAGAGGCUGGAGAGGUGCGGGGAGAGGCUGGAGAGGAAGAGUCCGGCCUGGGAGCCGUCAGAGCAGCCCUGCAGAACGGGGUGGGGGCUGCUGUAGAUAGAGCCUUACGCCCAGAGAACUGCUGGGAGGCUGUGGCGCGAGGCGGGACUCAAAUGCUGGAGGAAGGAGGUGAGGAGUGAUGGAGGGAGCGAUUGUCAAGAGAUCCGCUGCUGCUUCGUUUGCCCACGACUGCCGCUGUGUGAGCCGAAUCAGAACUCUCUUUAUCUCUCCUACAGUUAGUUGGAGACAAUCAUUUUUAAUUUCUUUGCCCAUGACACAGCCCCAGGAGAUCCUGAGAACAUGUGCCCCUACAGUCCUUUUUUGAGUAAAGAAUUCGGCGGUCAAAAAAGUUUGAGGACCUCAGACCUGCGUGAUUUCUGAGUAUUGUACCACGUACCCCAGUCUGCCCAGAUGGACCAAUGACAGUGGAGAGUAGGGAGAAGUGGGUUCCUGAGGACUCCUCUGUCACUUUUCUCCUUCUAGCCCUUCUCUAAGCAGCCAGGAAUGCCUGGAAGCCCGGGAAAGUUUGGGGGCAGGCCAGCCCAGUAGGAUUGUGAAGUUGUGGAGGACAGGGGAAUUUGCAGUUAGAAGGCACAGGUUCUUGUGAAAGCUGUGAGGUACCAGCCAGGUCUCUUAACCUGUAUUUCUCCAUGGAAGAAAGGACAAAAUAAUGUUAACUACUUUGUUUACCUCUGAGAAUUGUAAUUCUCAAAUGAAAUAACACUUUUGAAAGCACCCUGAAUGUGGUACAGAACAAAUGUGUAAGCAGGCAACCUCUUUUAAGUCUUAAUCACCAACACCUCUGCUGUUCACCCCUAGAUCAACUGUAUUUGGUCUUUUACUCUACAAGUGCAAUUUUACAUCCAGAAUUUGGUGCUGUCCCCAAGAUCAAGAGAUGAGAAAAAUGAGACUUAGAGAGGUUACGUGAUUUGCACACUGCUGCUGAGUGGUGGAUCAUGGAUACUUGAGAGUCUGUGAACACUCUAAUGCCUCCCUACAUCUGAUACUGCCUUCCCCAGACCCUGCCCUUCCCCAAGAGGAAAACACAGGAGAGGAAGGAAUGGCUGCUGGUCUCCUCACAGCUGGGCCCCGGGGAUCCACAUUCUUCAGCAGUGUGACGGUAGCUUUUGCACAGGGAGGGUGGAGGUGCCUCGUGUCUACUCCACGGGAGAGGUUCAAGGAGGGGAUACCAGGAAAGUCCAGGAGCCUUGUCCUACUAGGACUUCCAGUUUCCCAGCCUGGCAUGAACUCCCAGUUGGAACAAAGGGAAGGCGCAUGGAUGCUGGAGGGCGAAGACCUGCGAAGUCCCUCUCCAGGCUGGAAGAUUAUAUCUGGAUCACCACCGGAGCAAGCCCUUUCUGUAGCUUCAUUCCAAGACCCAUGUGUAGAGAUGCCCCCUGGGGAUUCAGACCACGGGACCAGUGACCUUGAGAAGAGCUUCAAUCUGAGACCAGUCCUCUCUCCGCAACAGAGAGUGCCCGUGGAAGCGAGACCUCGCAAAUGUGAGACACACACUAAGAGCUUCAAGAACUCGGAAAUCCUGCAACCUCACAGAGCAAAACCAUAUGCAUGUAAUGAAUGUGGCAAAGCCUUCAGUUACUGUUCUUCCCUUUCUCAGCAUCAGAAGAGCCACACUGGAGAGAAGCCCUAUGAGUGCAGUGAAUGUGGGAAGGCCUUCAGCCAGAGCUCAUCUCUCAUUCAGCACCAGAGGAUUCACACUGGAGAGAAGCCUUACAAGUGCAGUGAAUGUGGAAGAGCCUUCAGCCAGAACGCCAACCUCACCAAACACCAGCGAACCCACACCGGAGAGAAGCCCUACAGAUGCAGCGAGUGUGAGAAAGCCUUCAGUGACUGCUCAGCUCUUGUUCAGCAUCAGAGAAUUCAUACCGGAGAGAAGCCCUACGAAUGCAGCGACUGUGGGAAGGCCUUCCGUCACAGUGCAAACCUCACGAACCAUCAGAGGACUCACACCGGGGAGAAGCCCUACAAGUGCAGCGAGUGUGGGAAGGCCUUCAGUUACUGCGCAGCGUUCAUUCAGCACCAGAGGAUUCACACCGGGGAGAAGCCCUACAGAUGUGCCGCGUGUGGGAAGGCCUUCAGCCAGAGUGCAAACCUCACAAACCAUCAGAGGACUCACACUGGGGAGAAACCCUACAAGUGCAGCGAGUGUGGGAAGGCCUUCAGCCAGAGUACCAAUCUCAUAAUCCACCAAAAGACCCACACCGGGGAGAAGCCAUAUAAAUGUAAUGAAUGUGGGAAAUUCUUCAGUGAGAGCUCAGCCCUCAUUCGGCAUCACAUAAUCCACACCGGAGAAAAACCUUAUGAGUGUAAUGAGUGUGGUAAAGCGUUUAACCAGAGCUCAUCCCUUAGUCAGCAUCAGAGAAUCCACACAGGCGUGAAACCCUACGAAUGCAGCGAGUGUGGGAAGGCCUUCCGGUGCAGCUCUGCCUUCGUUAGACAUCAGAGACUCCACGCCGGAGAGUAACUAGGAACAUGGUAGAAGUGGAGAGAGUCCCUGACAUGCCGACUCAGGACAGAUGGGUGAGGAUCUGAGAAAUGCUAAAGGCUUGAAAGCAUCUGAAGACAUCUAACUUAGAGUCUGCAGCCCAGAGCCACAUGCAAAACACCUUCAAUAAACAGCCACUAUUUCA
This is a messenger RNA of Pan troglodytes (chimpanzee), 2958 nucleotides long. RefSeq names its product zinc finger protein 79 (gene ZNF79). Bases 1368 to 2792 code for a protein of 474 amino acids. The record is from RefSeq and is a predicted model, not a curated record. Gene Ontology annotation, biological process: regulation of DNA-templated transcription. NCBI's taxonomy places the organism in Eukaryota, Metazoa, Chordata, Mammalia, Primates, Hominidae. The transcript is spliced from 6 exons.